Molecule: messenger RNA, 1310 nt
Organism: Opisthocomus hoazin
Lineage: Eukaryota; Metazoa; Chordata; Aves; Opisthocomiformes; Opisthocomidae
Source: RefSeq, a predicted model, not a curated record
UCGUGUUCUUGCAGGAACGCAGUGUAUUUGAUUAUCUGAGCAACCAUGCUGGCUGCAAGGCUAGUGUGUCUGAGGGCAUUAUCAUGCCAAACUAUCCGCCCCACCAUUACUCAGGCUUCCCCAGCUUUGAGGAACUCCAAUAUAAAAGCAUACAGGCUGUGGCAGCCUAAUCAGUGUUAUGCCACCAGAGUGAGAACAGGUGUAAGGCGUGGAAAAAUUGGCCAGGAAAUUAAAGAAGCAGCAUUUGAGCCAUCUACAGAAACUGCACUUAAAGCUGAUCGCCUGGGGAAAUUUGUUGUUGCUGGAGGGGCUGCUGUUGGCCUGGGGGCUCUCUGUUACUAUGGAAUGGGCAUGUCCAGUGAGAUUGGAGCCAUUGAAAGAGCUGUUAUUUGGCCACAGUAUGUGAAAGACAGAAUUCGCUCUACUUACAUGUACUUCGCGGGAAGCGUUGGCUUGACGGCGCUGUCUGCUGUAGCAGUAAGCAGAUCUCCAGCACUCAUGAGCCUUAUGACAAAAGGUUCCUGGCUGGCCAUAGGUGCAACUUUUGCAGCUAUGAUUGGUGCUGGAAUGUUGGUCAGGUCCAUAUCCUAUGAAAACAGCCCAGGAGCUAAACAUUUGGCUUGGAUGAUGCAUUCAGGUGUCAUGGGUGCAGUGGUGGCUCCUCUAGCCUUCUUGGGUGGUCCUUUGCUGAUCAGAGCUGCAUGGUAUACUGCUGGAAUCGUCGGAGGGCUCUCAACUGUGGCCAUGUGUGCUCCAAGUGAAAAAUUUCUGAACAUGGGAGGACCGCUUGGAAUAGGCUUAGGCUUUGUUCUUGCCUCUUCAAUUGGAUCCAUGUUUUUGCCUCCAACUUCUGCUCUUGGUGCUGGCUUGUAUUCGGUAGCUGUUUAUGGUGGAUUGGUACUCUUUGGCAUGUUCCUGCUUUAUGAUACGCAACAUGUUAUCAAGCGUGCAGAAACUAUUCCAUAUUAUGGAGUAACAAAAUAUGAUCCAAUCAAUGCGUGCAUGGGUAUCUACACAGAUACACUGAACAUCUUCAUUCGGGUAGCCACCAUGCUUGCGGGUGGUGGAGGUGGCAGGAGGAAGUAAACAGAGACUUCUCUUUGCAGCUGUCUGACAGCCUACCUAGUGCACGUACUAAAUAAACAUUCAUGGUUACAAGCAGUUUUGCUGCAAGCAUUUCAGCAUAUUGUUUCAGUGCAAUGUGAUUCAGACUCAACAGUUUUUCUUCAGACACUUUCCAGCUCUGUGUUUAGUGUGAGCUGCUUCUAAUUGUACAUUAUUUUGGGAAAGUAAAUUAUUUUUAAUAUGAG